AUGUCAAAGUCGCCAGAUGUCGAACCUGGCACCGAGCGCUCUUUGCGGUCGGGCCCAGCUCGUAACCCCCGGAGACGACAGCGACAGAUUGACACCGAGAGCCCCAAGACGGCGCCGCGGCGGAAACGGAGCAAGAUUAGUGAAAGCACGUUUGUGCCUCCCAGACACGAUGCGGAGACGGUGGACGGCGCAGAGGAAGAGCAAGUCAACGGCAGCGUCGAGGUCCCACAUUUGAUGAACGGCGAUGCACAUCCGGGAAGCGCUCCACGGCGAAAAGCGAGGGCGAGGAAGGAGAGCGUGACAACGAUGGACAUGAGUAUCCCCCUUCGCGGCAGGCGAAAUAGUGUCAAGAGGGCAACACGCGGAGACGGCGCGACAGUAUUGGCGCAGAAUGCUCGGUAUUCCGUCAAAUUGCUGCCCAGCACGCCCAAAGAUCUUCGGAAAGAGGGGCUGGAAUGGCGCGGUAGUCUGGGAGCAGGUCAUCAUGCACUUGCCAUCACGCGGCAGAGGGCGUACGUUUGGGACUAUACCGCACAUUCUGCCGCCGGCACUGUGAGGCUGUUCGACGUUCCGUUUCUCGUCAAGCCGACCGAAGUCCUUCCCUUUGGAGCGCUUGUUACUACUGGUACGACUGCGGAUAUUGGCCUGGUGCUGAUAUCUGCUACCACCGGCAAAGUCGUCUUCUACGAAUCCAUCGAGCGCGCUGCGUCACUCGGGCUGUUUCAGGAGCGCAGUCUUGGCAUUGAAGGUUCAAUCGGGAGCCUGUUCUCAGGCGAAGUCGUCGCCGACAUCGUCUCUGCGCAUCAUGCAGGGUUUGUCGUCACUCUCAGCUCGGGUCGCAUUGCACAGCUCACUUUGCGCGACGCGCAAGGAAAACCAAGGAUUCUAUCAGAGUUCCUGCGAGCGAACGAGCAAGUAUCGACCGGGCUUUUCGGCAGUAUCAAAGGCUUGCUGGGUGCUGGGUCCUGGAAGAGAGAUGUAUCAGCCGUUCACACGCGACAACUCGGUGCGAGAGGCCAAAUGCAGGUCAUUUCGCUCACGGAAAAGGCAGAGCUACAGAUCUGGCAUCUGGAUUGGAGCGGACAGUCGAUUUUCAAAGGCACACUGGACUUCCGGGAGGUGAUUGCGCAGGAACUGCAGAAAAACGACGCACCCGAGCUCCGUGGCAAGCACGAACAUCUCACCACACUGGACUUUGCUAUACGGGAGAGAAAGUCGAGCUCGCUCGAGGUUGCAACGGUCGGAACAGAUCUGUCGCUCGACAUAUUGCUGUUGAUCCGAGCUGGCAGACCGGAUGAUUGCGAGCAUGUCAUGGCGAAUCUGGUCAUUGAAGGCACCGACGUUGCAGUACCCCAAUUGCUCAAGUUGCAUGGUAAUCACCGAUCGUUAGCAUCGAGUAGGCCACGACUCCUGCUACCGAAGCCCAGCCACACUGCAUUGGUGACAUUCGAGAACGCAUUUGCGCUUAAGGAGCUCGAUGAAUCGGAUGCCAACAGCCCGGAAGCACAAUUGCACGCCUCCUACAUACAGCCUGUGACAUUCGAGGACUCGGUUCAUCUGAAGAAGGGGAGAAGUCUCAAGUUCGUUGGAGCGUAUGAAGAGGACGAGAGGAGCAGUGCCGAGUCUGCUGUGAUUUUUGUCGAAGGCGCCGGCAUGGUUCGAGUCACUGUGGAAGAAGCAGCGCUCGACAUAAGCAGCCAGAUCCUCCGGUCCACCUCGCCCUUCAUCUCCACCGAACCCGCAUCCAUGGCUGCUCACCUAGCGAACAAAGCACAAGCGCUCCGAGCAUUGCUAAACCACGUACGCCAAAGUUAUCCAGCCAUCUCAAACGGUACGAUGUGGCAGCUGCUCUGGGACGCGGAGAAAGUGGCCGCUGCCCAGCAGUUAUGGAAGAUGUUUCAGGAGCAUGUGGCGGCCUGCGAUCAGAACAAGCGCAUCGCCACCUUGCUAAGUGACAUCUGCGCUAUAGCGAAUCAAAGCCUGAGCGGCGGCGCAGAAGAGCGUGCGAGUGAUGAUGCCGUGCGCAGCUUCUUCAUUCAUCAUCUGGAUCGCUUGGACAGGCUUUUGACUCUGGCGGAGAUGUUUUUGAGAGACCUCCGGUCGGACGUGGACAAAAGCUCGCAGACUAAAUUACGACUUGUCAGCGAAGCAGAUGAUCUGUGGAAUACGGCGCUGGAAAGCGUGUUUGAAUUCAGAAACGAGAAUGCUGCAGCUUGUGGCAUCCUACCCGACACCAUCGAGGAUGGCAUCUUGACCAACCCUGCGGAGUACAUCGAUCUUCCGGAACCUUGGACCAGCACGACAUCCAUGUUGAAGGCCGUCGUGCGCAUGGCCGACCAGUCCCGCGAUUUUGCGCGCGAGGUGUUCGAAGACAGCGCGAAGGAGGCAGAUGCUUUACAGCCCUUCGUUCAACACAUCGGCGCCGCCAACCCGGUUCUGCUGCUCUCGAUGUGCCGCAUUUACCAAGAGCGCAUCAAAUGGCUGGCCUCGCGACCCUCGGAGAGAGACCGUGAGCUGUCCGAGACACUGCAAGAGCACUUUGACAAAAGCAGGCAUAACCAAUUCCGAGAGCUGGCGGGUCUCGCGCAGUCGGAAGCGGGCAUGCAACUGGCGGAAAGGUACAAAGAUAUGCGCACCCUCACGGAGAUGGUGAUUGCCGAGAUGCAGUUCUCUGUCGAGACCUUCAGGGAGACCAGCGAUCCUCACGCGAAAGCCACGAUUGCAAAGUAUCUGGAGAGAAUGACGGCGAAAAUCAGCGCCUACUUUGACCGCUUUGGGGACGACUUUGCGACUCCGUACUUUGAUACCGGCUUUUCCGGCAGUCAGGCGGGUUUGAUGCUUGCGAAUGCGCAGGAAAAUUGGGAGCCUGCUUUGAACAAGUACUUACGUGGCGAUCCCAGUCGGGCCAAGUUAUGCUGGAUCAACGAUGUGCUUAUGCAACGGGACUUUGCACAUGCGAGUGAGAGCCUGGAUGUGGUGGGAAAGGAGCAGGAGACUUUUGUCUUUGCGAAGAAGGCGGAGCUGUCGCUCGCGAGGCUGUCAUUGCUGGCUGCCCAAGAAGACCGCGAAGCAAAAGGCGAACCCCACGAGACGACCGCACGAGAAGCGCAACAAGACCAUACCGCUCAAAGCGAGCUCGCCAUCCUCGACAUCCAAGACCAACUAUACGCGCACCUCCUCCCCGAAAUCCAAGCCUGCAUCGACCGACAAGCGGAGCUGGAAAUCGCCAUGCAGAAGUUUGGCUUCAAAAAUCAAGACCUGCACGCCCUGCGCCAACUGCUCGAGAACUACCUCGACCGCAUCCUCGACCGCACGGUCCUGAGCGCCGACGAGCUCAUCGACGCCCUCACGCUGCUCGACAACUACUUCACCGACGACGAGUUCGAGGAUCACAACCUGCAGGGCUCGGAGUUCUUCCUCGCGCUCAAGGCUCUUCGCGCCAUCGCGCCUUACAUCCCGCAGGGCCGGCUGGAGAUGCUCCUCCAGCUGAUUUGGAAGCGGUGCUACGUUUACGACAACUGGUUUGAAAUCCACGCUGGCGAGAAAGCGGGCGAUGCAGAGAGGGAGGUGAGCGACGAAGUGCGGGACACAGCGGCGUGGCGCACCAUCUACUUUGCGCGGGAUCAGGGCCUCUUGGCUCCCGACGACGACACCGAGCAGCAGCAGCCGCAGUCGCACCGCGUGCGUUUCCUGCUUCCCAGCGAGUGUCUCGGCGCGGGAUGCAGUGCAGAGGACCUCGCGUACCGCUGGUCGAGUGCAGACUUACUCGACCCGAUUCUGAAGGACAAUAAAAUCCACGACGAGCAGUUGCUGUCGUACGUUGAGGAUCGCCGGCUGGAUGAGUGGGUCAGGAUGUGUGUGGGGGACGUGAAGAAGCAGCUGGACGGCAAGGCUGAGCGUGUUGCUGCUGGGUUGGAGAGGGAGCGGGCCUUCGAGGAGGUGGCGAGGAGGGAGGAUGUGGUGGGGUUGGAGGGGAAGGGGGCGGGUAAGAAGGUGAAUGGGGUUGUGGGUGGCGGUGGGGGUUUGAAGGUUGCGGGCUAUGAGCCUGAUGAAGUCGAUGCUGAGCAUGGCUUGGUGGUUGAUGGUGAUGGAGAUGUGGAUAUGGAGUAG
Neohortaea acidophila is the source of this 4110-nucleotide messenger RNA. RefSeq names its product Non-repetitive/WGA-negative nucleoporin C-terminal-domain-containing protein. Gene Ontology annotation, molecular function: protein binding; structural constituent of nuclear pore. The record is from RefSeq and is a predicted model, not a curated record. Gene Ontology annotation, biological process: poly(A)+ mRNA export from nucleus; protein import into nucleus; transcription-dependent tethering of RNA polymerase II gene DNA at nuclear periphery. The coding region runs from base 1 to 4110 and encodes 1369 amino acids. Lineage: Eukaryota; Fungi; Ascomycota; Dothideomycetes; Mycosphaerellales; Teratosphaeriaceae. The transcript is spliced from 2 exons. Gene Ontology annotation, cellular component: nuclear pore outer ring.